Molecule: messenger RNA, 1055 nt
Organism: Oreochromis aureus
Lineage: Eukaryota; Metazoa; Chordata; Actinopteri; Cichliformes; Cichlidae
Product: free fatty acid receptor 2-like
Exons: 2
Coding region: 72-1055 (327 amino acids)
Biological process (GO): G protein-coupled receptor signaling pathway; cellular response to fatty acid
Cellular component (GO): plasma membrane
Molecular function (GO): G protein-coupled receptor activity
Source: RefSeq, a predicted model, not a curated record
AUGGAGUUAUAAGCUUCUAACACUUUAUAUCAACUCAUCUUUAAACUUGGAUUAGAAACUGGAGGUCUUUGAUGAAAAGAACAGAAUGGAGUGUUAAUUGUGAAGUUUUGACAUCGGAGAAAUAUUAUACCGCUUGGUCCAUAAUGGAGUCCACUGUGAGCAGUGAGAUCAUUCUCUUCAUUUACAUCAUUUUGUUCCUGAUCGGCUUCCCCUGCAAUCUCUUAGCUCUCUAUGCAUUUAGUGUCAAGAUCCACUCCAAGCCACUUCCAACAGACAUCCUGCUGCUCAACCUGACUGUCUCUGACCUGCUGUUUUUGAUCAUUCUGCCUCUCAAGAUGCACGAAGCAGCAUCUGGUAUGAAAUGGAAUUUAUCUUCUUUCAUGUGCUCAAUCACCUCCUUCACAUUUUUCUCCACAAUCUACACCAGCUCCUUGCUGCUGAUGGCAGUCAGCGUGGUUCGCUACAUAGGAGCAGCAUUUCCUAUCACCUAUCAUAAACUGCACAAACCUGUGUAUGCAGUUGCUAUUAGUGCUGUAAUUUGGCUGAUCUCAACAGCACACUGCAGUAUCGCUUUCAUCAUCCAGCAUCACCCAUCUCUGUCUAGCAAUAACUCCAGUGUGUGCUAUGAACACUUCACAACAAAGCAGCUGGAGAUCCUCCUCCCACUACGUCUGGAGUUUUUCUUUGUACUCUGCCUCAUACCUCUUCUUAUUUGUGUUUACUGCUACUUGCGCUGCAUCUUGAUUCUGUACAGCCGGUCCAGGAUAUCCCAGAUGCAGAAACAGAAGGCCAUUGGCAUGGCCUCGGGGACUCUUGCUGUGUUCCUCAUUUGUGUUCUGCCAUACAAUUUAUCUCAUUUAGUGGGUUACUUCCAGGGACAGAGCCCAGAGUGGAGGUACUACACCUUUCUGCUUAGCUGUUUCAACACUUGUAUUGAUCCCAUUAUCUUCUACUUUUCCUCCUCCAACUUCUACUUCUUCAGAGAAAAGAUUAUUUUUAGGAAGUGUAGGUGCACUAAUUCAAGGCUGCAAGCGCAGACCAACAGCUCUAGCUAA